Molecule: messenger RNA, 4795 nt
Organism: Ctenopharyngodon idella (grass carp)
Lineage: Eukaryota; Metazoa; Chordata; Actinopteri; Cypriniformes; Xenocyprididae
Gene: grk5l
Product: G protein-coupled receptor kinase 5 like
Exons: 16
Coding region: 658-2412 (584 amino acids)
Biological process (GO): regulation of signal transduction; signal transduction; protein phosphorylation
Cellular component (GO): cytoplasm
Molecular function (GO): ATP binding; G protein-coupled receptor kinase activity
Source: RefSeq, a predicted model, not a curated record
CUGCAUUUGAACACGCCCCUUCCAAACGCUUGUUGAAUAGAAAUGACAAGGAAACAUGACAAGCGCUAAAGAUGAAUUUCAUAUACCGUUAUAACUGCGCGAGUGCUCAUCCUUUCGCAUCGCUACGCCAUUUGAAUGCCGCUCUACCACUGUAAAUCUGAACGGAGCCACGGGGAAAGCCGCUUGGGAUCCAGCCAAAAAUUACAAUUGAAAGCAGAAACCCAGCCCUGCUUCGAUUACGCACCGAGAGAGGGAGCACGCUGAUAGUGACAGCGGCACUUAAACAACUCAUCUAUGAUCGACCGCAGCUACUCUACUUGAUCCGUUUUCUGCCGUGCACCCUCAAAGGAUGUAGACAUCGGCCUGCUAUCUUUGGCAUGUACGUUUUAACGGGACUUGUCGCCAGUGGCUCGACAACGCUGUGUUUCAACAGGCAAUGCCUUCCUUACGCGUUUUGUGGCGCAAACUACAACAACCACACGCGUGUGUCAGCGAUUCGUUGUUUUACUUAUGUAUACGUGUGUUGAUAGUUUAAAAUGCCUAGGUUUUGAUUUAAAUACUUUUAUAAGGACGGAUAAUAGCGUAUUCUGCUGGGAGGAGCAAUAAGGAGCUCUAUCUACUCUUCGGCUUCCACGGCAAUAUCACGGUGGUUUUUUGAUGGAGCUGGAGAAUAUUGUUGCAAACACGGUACUCUUAAAGGCAAGAGAAGGUGGAGGAGGAAAACGGAAAGGAAGAAGUAAAAAAUGGAGGGAGAUUCUUCGUUUUCCUCAUAUCAGUCAGUGCACAGAAUUGAGCAAAACCAUCGAGCGGGACUACUUCAGCCUGUGUGAGAAGCAGCCCAUCGGGAGACUUCUGUUCCGCCUCUACUGUGAGACCCGACCAGAGAUGCAGCGAUGCAUCCAACUUCUGGACGCCAUGGAGGACUACGAGGUGACACCAGAUGAGAAGAGGAAGAGUCGAGGAGAUGAGAUCAUCAAGAAAUUUCUCACCAAGCAGUCCUCUGAGUGUGUGGAUGUUGCUGAAGGUCUUGCUGAAAGUUGCAGAGAAAAUCUAGAACUGAGUCCCUGCAAGGAGAUCUUCAGUGACUGUCGCAAAGCUCUUCAUGACUACUUAAGUGGUGCUCCAUUCUCUGACUAUCAGAACAGCAUGUACUUCGACCGCUUCCUCCAAUGGAAAAUGCUGGAAAGGCAGCCCAUCACAAAAGACACAUUUCGGCAGUAUAGAGUUCUGGGGAAAGGAGGCUUUGGAGAGGUGUGUGCGUGCCAGGUGAGAGCCACAGGUAAAAUGUAUGCUUGUAAAAAGCUUGAGAAGAAAAGGAUAAAAAAGAGAAAGGGGGAGGCCAUGGCUCUAAACGAGAAACAGAUUCUGGAGAAGGUCAACAGCAGGUUUGUGGUUAGUUUAGCGUACGCAUAUGAGACCAAAGAUGCCCUGUGUCUGGUGCUGACCAUAAUGAACGGUGGUGAUCUGAAGUUUCACAUCUAUAACAUGGGAACCCCGGGCUUUGAGAAGGAGCGUGUGCAGUUCUAUGGCGCCGAGAUCUGCUGCGGUCUAGAACACCUGCACAGAGAGUCUAUCGUCUACAGGGAUUUAAAACCAGAGAAUAUACUUUUAGAUGAUAAUGGUCAUAUCCGGAUCUCAGACCUGGGGCUGGCCAUUAAAGUGCCUGAUGGAGAACAGAUCCGUGGUCGAGUGGGGACUGUGGGCUACAUGGCUCCAGAGGUGAUCAAUAACGAGCGGUAUAGCAUGAGUCCGGACUGGUGGGGGUUGGGCUGUCUGAUCUAUGAGAUGACCGCUGGCCGAUCGCCUUUCCGUGCUCGCAAAGAGCGAGUGAAGAGGGAAGAAGUGGAGAAGCGGGUGCAGGAGGAGGAAGAGGAGUACAGCGACAAGUUUUCAGAAGACACCAAAGCCAUCUGCAGGAUGCUGUUAGCCAAAGAUCCCAAGCAGAGGCUCGGCUGCCAGGCGGAUGGAGCUGCUGGAGUCAAAGCCCACCCAUUCUUCAAGAACAUCAACUUCAAGAGGCUAGAGGCCGGCAUUCUGGAACCUUCCUUUGUGCCUGAUCCCAGGGCGGUCUACUGUAAAGAUGUUCUGGACAUUGAGCAGUUCUCCACCGUUAAGGGUGUCAACCUGGACCAAACAGACAAUGAUUUCUACUCCAAGUUUGCCACUGGCAGUGUCUCCAUCCCAUGGCAAAAUGAGAUGAUCGAGACAGAGUGCUUCAGCGACCUUAAUGUAUUCGGGCCUCAGGGGACACGGCCCCCUGACCUGGAUUGGAACCAGCCUCCCGAGCCUCCUCGGCGUAGCCUGCUGGACAGGAUCUUUAGGAGACAUCAUCCAGAGGUGACCAUCGCUCAAAGCCGGGUCUCGUCUUCCAGUGUCAACUCUGUUGACUCCAUGUCAAACUCUGCCCCCUAGUGGACAGAUCGCUGCGGGACUGCAGGGAACAAAAGCGAGUGAGCGAUAAAGAGAGGAAAGAAUAAGAGUGAAGAACUCCUCCUGCCCUUUAAAGACCAGUCGACAGAGCGUGGAAGAGUCUGUUUUCCUUGCCUUGGCCCUCACUAUCCAUCCACGGCCCGCUGAGAGGACAGGAGACAAAACAAACUCCUGUUUAAAGACUUUUAUUUAUCCGUUUUGUGACAGAAAGGAGAACAUUUAUUCCUUCACCUCACGCUCCCUCAGGAUUGCUGGAACAGUAAAGAGCCACUGACAAUGACAGAAUAUUAACUCAUAUUAUUCAGGGGAUUUUAUCGACAAAGAGAGGCCUCCACAGGGAAUGGGAAGGGGGCUUUUUAAAUUUUCUUUUGCAAAGGAAAGCUAAUAUAGUGAACUUAAGAGACUACACACUCACUCACAAACACACGCACACUCUCGUUUCCUCCUCCAUCCCUCUCGCUAUACCUACCUAUCUACCCCUUUUUUCUUUCCGUCUACAUGUAACACCUCCAACCUCAACCCAAAAUGUGCAUUGCCUUGCAUUCUCUCAGGCCAAAGAUAGAGCUUAUUACAGGAAGACACGUAUUUGAUUAACCAUUGCCAUAUUUCGGUGCUGAGAGUGACGAAAGGCCUAAAAGCACAAGGAAAUAGGAGCUCGUUUGAGCUUUAUAUCGUUUCCUUCCCGUGUCAUCUGCAAAUUAUGUGAUAUCACUGAAAAACAAACUCAAUUUGGCAGCUUCAGCCUCUUCCAGUCCACUUAAGACCAGCGUCCGUUUUCUAAAAUCUCAUCUGCUCCAUUUGUCGGACACUACAUGGUCUACAAACAUAAGCUAAAAGUAUCUCUGUAUGAUCAGUUCCUUUGUGCAUAAAGGCCGUUGACCGUAGUGAAAGGCGGAGCCAUCUCAGUGGGCGUGGUCUUUGGGUUGGUAGGCCGCCUACCAGCAGAUACAUAGCCAAUCACAGCACAAUAAAUCAGUCAGGGAGUACUUCUCAUCUCACCACAUUAUUCAUAAGUGGCUCAUUUACCCGAUUUAUAGAAAAUAUAUAAUAAACGGUUGAUUAAUUCAGCUUUCAUAGGCAAUUUGGCAUUGAAUCAAAGCAUGUUGCUGGACUCUUCAAUCUGAGCUACUGUGAGAUUUUGCUGAUGUGGAAAACAGUUUAAAAAUGUGCUAAAUUUGUAUCACGGCAGCUCCAAGAGGAGUCAGAAUUGACCAUCUAAUAAUACAUCUACAGUACACAGUCAAGCGUUUUCUCUUUUUAGGACAACAAAACAGUUUUCUUCCAGAUUCGGUAUGUAAAUAUGCCUUCAUUUAUUCAGAUUUCAACCACUAAUAGACUGAAACUGGCACCACUUCACUUCAGCCUUUAUGCACACACACACACACACACACACACACACACACACACACACACACACACACACACACACACACAAUACACCAGACUCAUGAAGUUUCAUACCUCAGCAGAUGUUUUCUCAUAUUUAUGCAGUUUCCAAUCAGAUGCCAAUUGGUAGAAAGACAUUUCAUUCAUCUUACCCAACUAUAAGUGUACUAAUUUAAAAAGUGUCCAGGAUUUCAGUUGUAUAGACAUCAUGGGAAUCCAGAACACUCUGGCCUAAAAAUACAUCUAUAUCCCAUGCAUAGAGAAUACAUGAUAGUUUUGUAGUGUUCAAAUGUUUCUUUAAAUAAAUGGAUAGUUUAUCAGUAACUAAACGGAGCGACUAAAGAAGGAACAGAAUAUGAAUCUUGACCUCAUCUUUCAUUUACAAUACCAUUCCAAGGGUUUUUUAUGCCUCAAAGUUCAAUAGCGAAUCUCAAGACAAAUCAAGUGUAUUAAAAUUAUGACUUGAAGCUAUUUCACAAGUACGUAUGCUAAGUGCCAUGUCAUUUCGAAUCAUUAAACUGAUGUGUGUUUACCAAAUUAUGUAUCAGUUAUGCCAUUAAUUUACCAUGCUAGAAAUUUCAUCUGAAGGGUUUAAAAUGAAAAAAGUGUAUACGUAGUGCAGGUUCUAACAUUUCAAACUUCUUCUCAUCUGAAAUGUGUGUAAUAACUGGUUAUUGCACUGUAUUAUGACAUGUUACAUAAAUUGCACUGCACACUGCAUGGUCAAUCAACUAUUCAUCGAGCGGGACCAAUGUGUCUGUUAACGCUUUAGGGGUCUGAUCUCUGUGUAUACUAGUGCCAUGCUGUUGUUCACUGUGGUGAGACUUUAUACGCCACAUAGUUGUGAUGAUUCAUGAUCACUUUCAUGUGAAAUUCAGAAAGGAUUCAUGUUAAUGCGUUUCUCCUAUUUUUAAAAAUUGUGGCCCAUGUUGAUUUGGAAGUACUUUAUUUACCAUUACAGGGAAUAUUCAUCACUUUU